Molecule: messenger RNA, 1790 nt
Organism: Pieris brassicae (large cabbage white)
Lineage: Eukaryota; Metazoa; Arthropoda; Insecta; Lepidoptera; Pieridae
Exons: 5
Coding region: 166-1401 (411 amino acids)
Biological process (GO): detection of chemical stimulus involved in sensory perception of smell; sensory perception of smell
Cellular component (GO): plasma membrane
Molecular function (GO): olfactory receptor activity; odorant binding
Source: RefSeq, a predicted model, not a curated record
CUUUCCACAACUGAGCGCUGAGGCAGUUGUCAACAAAAAUAUUUUCCGAAGUAAUUCGACUUAGCGCCCUUCAAGAAAAGAGCGUACAAAUUCCUGAAAGCCCAGCAAUGAGAGAGCCUUCUGACAAUACGUACUUUCGACACCAUUCUUACAAUUACCUGUAACAUGAAUAGAGGUGAAUUCAACCGUGUUUUACGGCAUCUUCUGUCGUAUAGUAUAAAUAAAUGUGAUCUUAAUACGAUGGUAGGAAAUGUUAAUUUCUUUUUGAGAGCGUUGACUGUUAAUAUUGAUAACAGAAAUACUAAACCGAUAUCUGUUACAUUCUAUAUCCUAACAAUAAUUGGUCUAAUCUGUUAUUACUACGUGUAUGUGGUAUCUGUGGUUUGGUAUGUGUUCGUCCAUUAUCCGGCGACGGGCGAUUUUAUCGGCACAGUUAUAAUUUUCUCAAUAGGAGCCUUCACUGAAACUUGUCCUAUUAAACUAUUAUUUAUGAUUAUGCACCGAAAAUUAAUAGCAAAUGUCGUAGAACGGUAUCUUCGGUGUGAUGCCCAAAUUGACCUUGGAAGCCGGCUUCAUCAGAACAUUCAAAGCCGCUUGCGGACUGUAAAGAAGCGAGGCACCACAAUAUGGCUGACACUGGUUAUAAUUGCUGAAAUUCACUGUUUCACACCCUUCUUCUUACCUGGACGACACUUUCCCGAUGAUAAAUAUAUCCUCUAUGGUUUAGAACCAAUGAUAGAAUCGCCGAACUAUGAAAUCGCAACUGUUAUAUUAACAAUCACAAUAUCAAGUGCCACCUACUACGUUGCCAACUGUACCGCUUUCAUGGUAAUGCUAUUAGGUUACACCGAAGCCCAAAUACUAUCACUUAGCGAAGAGCUUCUUAACGUAUGGAAUGACGCCGAAAGAGAAACGGAACAUAUCGGCAUUGAAUCAAGAUCGAGCGCUAUAAACAACUUCAUAUCUGAACGGCUGACAUUCAUUAUAAAACUUCAUAACGAAAAUAUAACCUUGCUAAAGCAAAUCGAGGGCGUUCUCCGUGUAAGUAUGGCGUUAGAGUUUUUAUUUCUCAUGGCCGGGCUAAUCGCAGCCAUGCUCGGCGGUAUUAAGCACACGUAUUUGGAAAUACCGUUUGCAUUCGCCCAAAUCUUUAUGAACUGUUAUUUGGGACAGAAAAUCAUAAAUGCGAGCGAGACGUUUGAGAGAGCAGUGUAUGAUUGCAAAUGGGAGUUAUUCGAUAAAACCAAUAUGAGAACCGUUUCGAUAGUGUUGCAGAAUUCGCAAAAAACACUUAAUCUGUCAGCCGGCGGAGUGGCCAUUUUGAGUUUUCAAUGUCUGAUGUCUGUUAUUAAAUCUUCUUAUUCGUUCUACACAACGUUACAAUCGACUCUUAAAUAUUAAAUAAUAUAGUAUUUAUACAAAAAUUGCAAACAAUAUAAAAUCACAAAUAACAAUUUUUUAAUCACAACAUAAGUUUAUAUUAUCAGGAGUAAGGAUGGUGCUGUUCUUUUAAUCUAAAUGAAGGAUUCUCGAAGGAGUCUAAUCUCUGCACCAGUGUUGAAAUUGUAUAUAUCCUUAAAGGCCGGAAUAAUUUUGUCAGCGCCAUCAAGGGUGUAAUUGAGAACUGUUAGUAAAUGUAAAUUUACAAUUAAUUUAACUUCUUCUUGACGUUCAUAAGUGUACUUGUUUACCUAUAUGAAUGUAGUUAUUUUGAGUUUGAGUUUGAAUAUCCCACUGGCUGUCUGCAAAACACGAUUAUAAGCUAUUUCACUAAAUAAAAAUGUUUUUCA